This is a messenger RNA of Paralichthys olivaceus (Japanese flounder), 3120 nucleotides long. RefSeq names its product FtsJ RNA 2'-O-methyltransferase 3 (gene ftsj3). Gene Ontology annotation, molecular function: rRNA (guanine) methyltransferase activity; rRNA (uridine-2'-O-ribose)-methyltransferase activity. Gene Ontology annotation, cellular component: nucleolus; nucleus; preribosome, large subunit precursor. The record is from RefSeq and is a predicted model, not a curated record. NCBI's taxonomy places the organism in Eukaryota, Metazoa, Chordata, Actinopteri, Pleuronectiformes, Paralichthyidae. Gene Ontology annotation, biological process: maturation of LSU-rRNA from tricistronic rRNA transcript (SSU-rRNA, 5.8S rRNA, LSU-rRNA); rRNA methylation; maturation of 5.8S rRNA from tricistronic rRNA transcript (SSU-rRNA, 5.8S rRNA, LSU-rRNA).
ACUGAGAAGAAGAAGAAAGUGUUUCCGGUGCCUCGGUGAACUUCCGCAGUGAAGCAGACACACGUGUUGUUUUCAUGCUGCCGCUGUGAGUCCUGACGACGUGUGAGACUUCUGUGUUAGAGUUCACCAUCAAACCGCAAACAUGGGGAAGAAGCUGAAAGUCGGAAAGACGAGAAAGGAUAAAUUCUACCACCUGGCUAAAGAAACAGGUUAUCGCUCUCGUUCCUCGUUCAAACUCAUCCAGCUCAACCGAAAGUUUCAGUUUCUGCAGAAAGCCAGAGCUCUGGUGGACCUGUGUGCUGCUCCGGGAGGAUGGUUGCAAGUAGCAUCAAAGUUUAUGCCGGUGUCAAGUCUCAUUAUUGGUGUUGACCUGGUGCCCAUCAGGCCCAUUCCUAAUGUGGUGAUGCUGCAAGAAGACAUCACCACAGAGAAAUGCAGACAGGCUCUAAGAAAGCAGCUGCAGACUUGGAAGGUGGAUGUGGUGUUGAACGAUGGAGCCCCGAAUGUGGGAGCCAACUGGCAACAUGACGCCUUCUCACAAGCUCACCUGACCCUCAUGGCUCUGAAACUGGCUUGUGACUAUCUGGCCAAAGGGGGCACUUUUGUCACAAAGGUCUUCCGCUCCAAAGAUUACCAGCCGCUAAUCUGGAUCUUCCAGCAGUUCUUCAAGAAGGUGCAGGCCACUAAGCCGCAGGCAUCCAGGAAUGAGUCUGCUGAGAUCUUUGUCGUCUGUCAGGGUUAUGUUGCCCCGGAUAAAAUCGACAGCAAGUUCUUUGACCCCAAACAUGCAUUUAAAGAGGUGGAGGUGCAGGCCAAAACUGUGAAGGACCUGAUGCCUGUCAAGAAGCCCAAGGCAGAGGGAUACACAGACGGAGAUCUGACGCUUUACUACAGUUUCACAGUGACCGCUUUUCUACAAGCUGAGAACCCUAUUGACUUCCUGAGCAAAGCCAGUGAGAUCAGCUUCGAUAACCCAGACCUGGAGUCCCACUCAGCCACCAGCAUUGAGAUAAAGGAGUGUUGUCGUGACAUCAAAGUCUUGGGCCGUAAAGAGCUCCGCCUGCUGCUGAGCUGGAGGUCCAAGCUGCGGAGAUACCUGUCCAAGAAACUGAAGGCGGCCAAAGAGCAAGGCCAGGAGAUCAGUUUAAGCUCUGAUGAAGAUAAGAGUCAUUCAGACGACGAGCCCGACAAGAAGAAAGAGAAGAAGGAGGAGGAGGAGGAUGAUGAUGAAAAUGAGGAGGAGGAACUGGAGAAGAAACUGGCAGAGCUGAAGGCUGAGGAAGUGGCUGACCUCAAACGGAAGAAGAAGAAGCUGCUGAAAGAGCGCAGGAAGCUGAGGGAGAGAGUGGAGCUGAAGAUGGACCUGCCGGGCGUCUCCAUCGCAGACAGCAACGACACAUGCCUGUUUUCUCUCAGCACCAUCAAGAAGCAAAAGGUGCUGACUGAUAUAACCAAGGGGGACAUGCAGGUGGCGGAUAAUUUACCAGAUGAAGAUGAUGACCUGUACCUGUCUGAGGACGAGGAAGACGAUGCAGAUAAAAUGUCCCUGGCCUCUGAUUUAGAUGACGAGGACAUGGAGGAGGUGGAGCAGAGACAGAACGAGCUGGAGAAGAAGACACCAAAGAAGAAAGUACAGUUUGCUGAGGAAGAGGAGGACGAAGGGAAUGAGAGUGGUCUGCUGGUGGAGCUGGAGGGAAAGGAUGAGAAAAAAGAGCGAGAGACUAGCCUGUGGUUCAGCAAGGGCAUCUUCUCUGAGAUUGACCUGGAAGGAGACGCAGAGAAUGAGCUCCAACAGACUGAGUGGUUCCAGAACAAACAGACAGUAACGGGCCAAAAGAGGAAAGCUGAGGAGGAGGAGGAGGAGGAGAAGGAGGAGGCGGCGGAGGCGGCAGCUGCUCAGCCAGAUGAGGAAAAGGCGGGACCUUCAAAGGAAGCUGGGAAGGAGAGCGACAGCGACUCAGACGACAGCAGCGACGAUGAGAAUGAGAUCACCAGGAUGAAGCAAGCGAAGGGGGCUGCUGGGAAGUCAGGAGAGGCCAAUGAUGACCUCCAGGUUGUUCCUGUAGAGAGCACCAGUAAGAAAGCCAGGAUCCUGGAUGCUGAAGGCCUGGCCCUCGGCUGUCAGAUCGCUACGUCGAAGAAAAGAGCCAGAGACCUCGUGGACACCUCCUUUCAUAGGUUUGCUAGCUCCGAUGAGCCGUGGGAAGUACCUGAGUGGUUUCUGGACGAUGAACGUAAACACCGGAAGAAGCCAGUGCCUGUCACUAAAGAGAUGGUGGAGGAAUUCAAACAGAAAUGGAAGGAGAUCGAUGCCCGACCCAUCAAAAGAGUGGCUGAAGCCAAGGCCAGGAAGAAGAGAAGGAUGCUGAAAAAGAUGGAGCAGGCAAAGAAGAAGGCGGAGGCAGUUGUCAACACAGUGGACAUCUCUGAGAGGGAGAAGAUGGCUCAGCUGAAGAGUAUCUACAAGAAAGCCAACAUCGGGAAAGAAAAGAGAGAAGUCACAUAUGUCGUGACCAAAAAGGGAGCUGGCAAGAAGGUGAGGCGGCCCCCGGGCGUCAAGGGAGUCUUCAAAGUAGUAGACGGACGAAUGAAGAAAGACAUGCGGGGGAUGCAGAGGAAGGACCAACRUGUCAAAGGGGGCAAAGGAAAAGGGGGAAAAGGCAAAGGAAGACCGUCAAAAGGUGGCAAGGGAGGAAUGAAGAGCGGUAAAGGGGGAAAAGGAAAAUAAAUUUCACAACCUUGCAGAACUGCCUUUCUAUCGAAACAGUAAACAUCGCCUGUCCUCGUGUUGCUAGUGAGCAUUUAUGGAGCUUUGUGUCCCACAGUUCAGCUCCUGUAUCAUGAACAGAGGCCAAAAAUUAACCUUGGUAUUUGACAUGAUUGCCUUCUUUAUAGGAAAUCUUUGUUUAGGUUCCUUAAAACCCYGACACUUGAUCUAUGAUGUGAGGUUCUCACAGUGCUGAUGUUUUUAUUUAUGUCUUUAUGAAGAUGUGAAUUAUUCGCCCUCAGCUUCUCAAAUCGAGCUGAACUGUAUCUCAAGWUUAACUCUACAGUCAAYGUGUUCAUUUAAUUAUGUAAAUAUUACAGACACAUCUUUGCAAUAAAUAUGUUAUUUCAGUA